AUGUCGGCCCUAGACGUCCCCGAGGCCGGGUUGUCUCUCUGCAGACCUGUCCCCGGUACCGACGCCACAACCAGACCAACGAAUGUUAUGCGGUUAAAUCUGGCUCAUAACACCGUCGAUGAGCUGAUACAGUCGCUGCGCGAGAAUAAAUCGGCUCGAAUACGCUUCGGGAAACACCAGACCCUCUACUACGGCUCCAAAUCCCAGCAUUUCCAUUCCGCCCCCGAGGCUCACCGAUCCGAGAUCUACACCUGUGGAUCCACCUCCGACAAAGAGAACGCAUAUUUUACUGGUGUUUUGAGUCAUAGGUUGGAGGUCCAGAAGGCCCGGGAGGCCACUGCGGCCACCGAUCAGGCAUUGGCCAACCUCGAGUUGAGCUUGAAUGCCUAUGAACAAGGAAAAGAGUCCAAGAAGACGCACAUGAUUGAUGACAUCAAUCAAGUCAAGUCUCUCCGGGGGAAACCUUCUGGUCUUUUAUGCACUCCUGCCAGCAAGGUCGAGCGGGAAAAGGACCGCCUCCUCAAAACAUCAUCCGCCAAUCGUUCUCUUUCUGCUAGUCCUGGCCUGGGCGUCUCCCGUUCCCCGGCCUCCAUCCCUGCCCUCACACCUACUUCCGCCCCCGUGACUCAGAAUAAAGAUCGAAUUCGCCUCGAUGCCCUCAAGGUACCCUUCAUUCACCUCCUCGCCGUCCGCGCCGUCUCCGUCAAGUUCCUCACCCGCGUAACCCGCGCCUCCCUCGAUGACUGCACGGCCUUGACCCAGAAGUACGGUAUUGAGAACCGACUCAAUCGGGACAAAUUCGACCUCAAAGACAAAGCCUACAAGGAUCUUGAUGUGUGGAAUUUCCCCUACCCGUCUCAGGAAGACCGGCAGGAGGCCAUUGAGAAUGCCAUCUCCGCCUUCGAUCGGAUGCGCAUCUCUCGCACCGACAAACAAUGGCAGAUGUUGCUCCCCAAGGAAGAACGAGGCAAAGGCAAGUGUCUGUCACGACUGAACUUGUCGACGGGGCCUAUCAAGAAGCCUGCCACGUCCCGUGUCCAAGCACAGAACGCAGACGACAAGGAUGGUGACACGACGGGUCAUGAGACUGACAGGGCCAGUACUAGCGGCGCGAAGACUGCAACUACACAGAAAAAACGGACAGGCGAGAAGGACUCCGCAGCUGCCAAGAAGGCUCCCGCCAAAGGCAAGACUACUACAAACAGCACGUUGACCGGCCGUGUCACCAAGAAGGCUGAGCGUAAGCCUGCCGCGAAACCAGACGCCAAGGUCAAAUCGGCAGAAUACGUCCACGAAUCAGAUGAGGACGAAGACACAGAAAUGCCAGAUGUCCCAGCGACCACCGACAAGACGCGGGAGAAGGCGGAUACCACGGAGAAGCCACAACCGAAGCCCGCUGCCAAACGAGACGUAUCUCAUGCUCCGGAAAUCAAACAUCCGGCGCCUUCUAAAGUCGACAAGUCGGAGCGUCCCCCACCUAAGCCUGAUACCACAACAAGCUCUCACCAGCCUCCUGCUAAACCGACUACCGCAUUGAAGAAACCGCCGUCGUCUCGGACAUCCAACUCGCCCCGGAAGCCGUCACCGCUUGGCUCAUCGCCUCCGACCAACGCAUCCGAGAUUCGUACCCAUAGUCGUGCUUCCAGUCAAAAUCAUCCACCUUCCGGCACCUCCUCCUCUUCUUCCUCGCCUCUGAUUUCGCAGAUCUCGCGACCGAAACAACAACAACAGCAACAACAACCCAAGGCUACCGCCACCAGCGCCCCCAAAGCCGCCCAGACUAAUGGUGCUGUCAAGUCGACGCCGGUGACAAAUCCGUUGAAGCGCAAGGCGGAGCCGGAACGGCCUUCAAUUCGUCAAUCCCACACCAUGACAAAUGGGAGCUUGGAGCAUAAACGCCGGCGAGCCCCAAGCACUUCCAGCGGCAGUACAGGUAGCGCCUCGCCGCCCAUGAGCUAUGAGCUGCUUCGCCGACAGCUGCGGGAGAAGUCGCAAAGAUUCAAGCAACGUUAUGCCAAAUACCGUACCUUGUAUGAGGCGAUGGCAAGACAUCCAGACCCUCCGCGGGCGGACCUGGAUAAUUUACAACGACAGCACGCAGCUCUUCAACGAACCAAGAAAGAAAUUUGGGACGAGGAUCGACGGCUCCGGGAAGAGCUACGAAGAUAA
Messenger RNA from Aspergillus glaucus CBS 516.65, 2169 nucleotides. RefSeq lists its product as uncharacterized. NCBI's taxonomy places the organism in Eukaryota, Fungi, Ascomycota, Eurotiomycetes, Eurotiales, Aspergillaceae. The coding region runs from base 1 to 2169 and encodes 722 amino acids. The transcript has a single exon. The record is from RefSeq and is a predicted model, not a curated record.